AUGAUCCUCCUCUUCACCUCACCUCCACUGCGCCUCCUCUUCACCUCCUCUUCACCUCCUCUUCACCUCACUGCGCCUCUCUUCACCUGCGCCUCCUCUUCACCUCCUCUGCGCCUCCUCUUCACCUCCUCUGCGCCUCCUCUUCACCUCCUCUGCGCCUUCCUCUUCACCUCCUUCUGCGCCUCCUCUUCACCUCCUUCACCUCCUAAAGUCCUUGUCUCUGUCUCACUGACUGCAGGAUGA
Molecule: messenger RNA, 243 nt
Organism: Knipowitschia caucasica
Lineage: Eukaryota; Metazoa; Chordata; Actinopteri; Gobiiformes; Gobiidae
Source: the annotation of a GenBank genome assembly